AUCCCUGAUUGAUGCACGUUUUUCAAUGCCGGCACAAAUAAAAGUAAAGAUUAAUAGAAAAUUAUGUUUAUGAAUGCAAAUCUUUUUGAGCCGGGCAAAUCGAAGCCGGAACGCAGCUUUAUACAGGGUGCAGUUAAGCAGAACACCCGUUUCGAUGGCCGCAAAUCAAACGAAUUUCGUGACGUCAAACUUACCUUCGGCGCCGACUGGGGCACUGUCGCGGUGUCCAUUGGUGAAACAAAGGUGUUGGCACAGGUGAGCUGUGACAUUGGUACGCCGUCAAGUGCGCGAGCCAACGAGGGCACGUUGUUUCUGAAUGUGGACAUCAAGGGCGUGGCAUUUCUGGACGAAGCUCAGGCGACACAUGAUCAGCGCUUCCUAACACUUAACUCCCUUUUGGAGCGGACGUUCAAGAGUUCGCGUUGCCUGGACCUGGAGUCGCUAUGCAUCGCUGUUGAGCAGAGUGUGUGGUGUGUGCGAGUGGAUAUCAAUGUGCUAAACCACGACGGCAAUCUUUAUGAUGCCAGUACCAUUGCGGCGCUGGCCGCGCUCAUGCACUUUCGCCGGCCUGAGGUCUCCUACGUGGAGGAGGAAAUUCGCACGUUUAGCGAAAGAGAGCGCGAGCUGUUGCCGUUGCUCUUCCUGCACUAUCCUGUGAGUGUCACCUAUUGCGUAUACAAAAGCAGCUCGCAGCCAUUGGUGGAUCCAACGCUGCUGGAGGAAAACGCCGCGGACUCGGUCAUUGUAUUGAGCUUUAACUCCUAUCAGGAGCUGUGCACGCUCAACGCUGGCGGCACCGCGCCCACCAAUGUGCGAACCAUCAUGCAGUGUGCACGCAGCGCAGCCAGCCGCUCCAAGGCCCUGGUGCAGUUCAUACGCAAAGCUCUGGAGUUAGAUGCGGAGCGUCGCCAGCAGCCCAAUCAAGUGGCCGGUUUAGUGGAUCUCCUAAAUGAAAGCGCACCCCAGUUGAGCUUUAAGCAUCUGAUGGAAGAGCAAGUGCAUACGGAAGAGAGCAAGGCAGACCAAAUAAGUGGUGAUGAACCCAUGCAGCUACAAGAAACAGUUGCCGAGGAACAGACCACAGAAACGUCCACACAGAAGAUACCAGAGACUCAAAUAGAUGAUAGCAGCUGGCUGCCACAGGAGCAAAAUCUCGCGGAGGAGCAACAGGUGGACGGCGUACAGUUGAGCUUAAAGCAAGAAGUGCCGACAACUGCCAAGGCGGGCAAGUCUAAGCCCAAUCGGGGCAAAAACAAGCUUGGCAAGAAGCAGCCACCGACACCAAGAAAACAAAAUCAAAGCGAUUCGGAGGAGGAAGUCACGCAAAUCAUUUGAUAGAUAGUUUCGUGCUCAUAUAAAUAAAAUUUUUACGUUAUAUACGCUUAAGACAAAACUUAAUAUAAGUAUAUCUUUAGAUAAUUUAGUUAAAAUAUAUACAA
Drosophila novamexicana is the source of this 1439-nucleotide messenger RNA. RefSeq names its product exosome complex component rrp45 (gene Rrp45). The transcript is spliced from 4 exons. The record is from RefSeq and is a predicted model, not a curated record. Bases 64 to 1335 code for a protein of 423 amino acids. NCBI's taxonomy places the organism in Eukaryota, Metazoa, Arthropoda, Insecta, Diptera, Drosophilidae. Gene Ontology annotation, cellular component: cytoplasmic exosome (RNase complex); nuclear exosome (RNase complex). Gene Ontology annotation, biological process: U5 snRNA 3'-end processing; U4 snRNA 3'-end processing; nuclear mRNA surveillance.